AUCAAACAUGUUUUGACUGAGAGAGCCAUUGCUGAGCCUGAUCCGAGAAGGUCUGCAGAGAUGAAGAGGAUGAUUAAUAUCUUGUGAUGCCUUAUUGUUUUCCUUCCUCCAAGUUUUAAAUCAUCUCAAAGUGUUGUUUGUAAAUGAGAUGCAAUGAGUGGCAAUCACUCUGGUUUACUAUUCUUUCUUUCGGUUGGGAUAUAUUUACUUCCUAGAAUGAAAAUUAUCGCUGGACAUGUGCAGCGGAUUUGAAUGGUAUCUUGCAUUUGAGAAAUGAUGAUUUAGUGCAAUUGAACCAUGCUCAGAAACAA
Elaeis guineensis (African oil palm) is the source of this 311-nucleotide messenger RNA. Lineage: Eukaryota; Viridiplantae; Streptophyta; Magnoliopsida; Arecales; Arecaceae. The record is from RefSeq and is a predicted model, not a curated record.